Molecule: messenger RNA, 1842 nt
Organism: Acaulospora morrowiae
Lineage: Eukaryota; Fungi; Glomeromycota; Glomeromycetes; Diversisporales; Acaulosporaceae
Source: the annotation of a GenBank genome assembly
AUGUAUGGUACUGGUACCAGUACUGGUGGAGGACUUGCGGUCAAUGCACACCAGAGAUUCCCGGAUCGAAUUUUGUUUGUCAUUUUUGUAGGAAUUCGCUUUUUGGAAAAAAGUAAACUUACAAACAUGCAAACGAACAGACUUAACAACUUAAACAUAGCUUUAUUAAACAAAGAAAUUCAGCCUCCCAACACCAAUACAAAUUUAUUCAAUAGACGAAAGUUUUACACCUACUUUUAUCCUAAUGAAACCAUUUUCAACGUGAACGUUCCCAAUUCUUAUUUUAAAAGGUUCACACCAGAUGGCAAUUACAUGAUAGGCUUUUCACGAGAUCAGAAUUUUGUCCAACUUUUCUAUUUCGAGUACACUUACCUUGAAACUUCUUUGGACGCCAAUGCCCUGUAUGAACAGCGCAUCACCUCCAGUCAAUCCGAAACUCUUUGCAAAGAAUUCUGUUUGAUCACAUCGAACCAGAAAUAUAUGAUACUUGCGUCGUCUUCACCAUCGAACUGUUCGGUGGAAGAGGCUCGCCUGUACCCCUGUUCAUUAAAUUGCAUCCCGAACUUUGAUGACAUCACAUUUUACCUUGUAGAGUUAGCGACAGGAAAGACUUGCGACACACGUACUUAUAAAAACGAGUGCAUUCAUUUAUUGUAUCAUUCUGGAGUUAGUCUCAUGGGAAAUUUAUUUUCCAUCAUGUCAAUUCAAAAUCAGACGAUACGCAUUCUUCAUAUCAAGGAUGAUGGUCGUUUUAUUGAUGUACAAGAUGUCGGAUGGCUUAGCUAUGACGAUGAUGAACUUGUGCUGGCUCGUUACCGUGACUUUGACCUCCAGUAUAAUGCUCAGCGAAAGAUAGCGAUCAGCCCAACCAUUCAUAGAAACGCAUCUUCUGACUUCAUGGAAUUGGACGAUGAAAGAUACGCAUUUUCAUCAUCUUUCCUUUCAAGCAAUUCACUUAAUGACAUGACGGAAAACAAGGUCCCAUCCCCGAAUACUUUUUCGAGCCCGCAACAGGGCAUUGCAACUGGAAUAAGCGUAAACGCCGAGGCUGCUACACCUAUAAGCGGUAUCAAGCAAAGGAUGUUGUCGUAUUUAUUUAAAAAGGCCUAUCACUCUAAUGACGGUGGUUUGGCUCUACGCCAUUUUUAUCAAAUAUUUGCACAACUUGCUUCGCUUGUGAUGUGGAAAAUGCAAUUUAUUGAUGAAUCGCGAUUUCUCAUAAAAUUUGGGAGUAUCGACUGUGUGACCGGACGCCAUCACGAAAGUGCCGCACACACAACUUUCUUCGUGAUAUACAAUUUCUUGACGACAGAGGUCUCAUCCGUAUACGACAAUGCUUCCGAGGAAUUUCUCACGGAAUUUGAAAAUUCACCAGAGAUCUUUCAGCGAGUCGCAUUUAAUCAACCAUCUCUGUGUGAUUCUGCCUACUCAAAUAACAUUUAUGCAAAAGCAGUGUUGGAAAAGCGUUUGUACGCGAUCAGGCAUGCACGUAACGGAGGACCAUCGCAGGUUGUGAAACGCGUUCUCUCAUCCUUGCCCUACAGCCCUCAAACAUGUAGUGAAAGUCCCUAUUUUGACCAUUCACUAUUCGCAUAUGAUGAUAAUAUUGUAUCAGCCUUUGACCGACCCAGGCCUUGUCAAGAAAACAUUGCCAAAUUUUAUUCACGAAAAACCGGAGAAUUUAAAUUCAAACUAACAUUUGGGUUACCGAAUAAAACUAGCAUUCGAACAAAGCGUUCCGUCGCUCUGAUCGUACAUCCGAAUUUUCCGUUUAUCAUUUCUGUCCAAUACACCGUUCUUCAGUUGCCCAUCAUCAAUUUCCACGUUCGAUCAUCAUCAUGA